This is a messenger RNA of Panicum virgatum (switchgrass), 683 nucleotides long. Its product is annotated as 18.1 kDa class I heat shock protein-like. Lineage: Eukaryota; Viridiplantae; Streptophyta; Magnoliopsida; Poales; Poaceae. Gene Ontology annotation, biological process: response to heat; response to hydrogen peroxide; response to salt stress. The transcript has a single exon. The record is from RefSeq and is a predicted model, not a curated record. The annotation marks the transcript as partial.
AGCAGCGGCAGCAGCCUCUUCCCCUCGUUUGCAGGCACCAACUCUGAGACCGCGGCCUUCGCCGGCGCCCGCAUCGACUGGAAGGAGACCCCGGAGGCUCACGUGUUCAAGGCGGACGUCCCGGGGCUGAAGAAGGAGGAGGUCAAGGUGGAGGUCGAGGACGGCAACGUGCUCCAGAUCAACGGCGAGCGCAACAAGGAGCAGGAGGAGAACGACAAGUGGCACAGGGUGGAGCGCAGCAGCGGCAAGUUCCUGCGCCGGUUCAGGCUGCCGGAGAACGCCAAGACGGAGCAGAUCAGCGCGUCCAUGGAGAAUGGCGUGCUCACCGUCACCGUGCCCAAGGAGGAGGUCAAGAAGCCCGAGGUCAAGCCCGUCCAGAUCACCGGCUAGAGCCGGGAGCCUGGCUGUUUUUGCGUCGUGUGGAGUCGCUCGACGUGGAGUCUGUUCUUCCAUUCUUGUGCUAGUGUUAGCGUCCGAGUCCGAGUAAAGCUUCAGAUGUGGUUUGGAAAAUUGAACAUGAGCCGUGGCUGCAGUGUUUUGUAAAGAUAACCGAAGUCGAAGUCUUUGAGUCUUGUAAUUUGUGGAUCAGUGUCGAGAAGUCUUUUGAGUCUUGUAAUUUGUGGAUCAGUGUCGAGUUUGCACAAAACCCAGUUUCAAUAAAUUUCUAUUACGUGAGUUGCUAA